Molecule: messenger RNA, 405 nt
Organism: Lactuca sativa (garden lettuce)
Lineage: Eukaryota; Viridiplantae; Streptophyta; Magnoliopsida; Asterales; Asteraceae
Biological process (GO): proteolysis
Molecular function (GO): aspartic-type endopeptidase activity
Source: RefSeq, a predicted model, not a curated record
AUGAGUUAUGCAACUGCAAUCAUCAAUGAGUUGCCAAACAAAAUGGGAGAUCCGAGCCAAUUAACUUUUCCUUGUGAAUUUGGAAAUUCUACUUCGAUAAAUGCUUUAGCCGAUUCGGGGGAAAGCAUCAAUAUUAUGCCAUAUUCUUUCUAUAAGAAGCUCGGUCUACCAAGGCUCCAAGACAUGAAGAUGACACUUGGAAUGGCUGAUCACUUGAUUACUAACCCACAUGGAAUUAUUCGAGAUUUAUUGGUGAAAGUGCGAACAUUUAUUUUUUCGGUUGACUUUGUGGUAUUGGAUAUGAAGGAAGAUGAAGACCUUCCUAUACGUUUAGGAAGACCAUUCUUGGUUACUGCAAAAGCACUUAUUGACAUCCAUGACUCAAAGCUUACAUUUCAUGUAUAA